UUUUCCCGUUUGGUCGACUUGGUCAAGGAAAAGGAAAAUCCUAGACUCGAAAACUCAACAAAUGCAACUAAUAAUAAGUAGUCGCGGAAACAAAAAAUCACGUUGACGGGUCUUUCUUUCUCUCUCGAUACUACUAUUCCCUGUUGCUAAGACUUUUUUAUUUGUUUGUUUUCAUAAUUGAUUAUGCUUUUCUCAGCCACGCUUGCUUUGCUUUCGCUGAAGAUUAUCCUCACCUUUCUUUUGUUUUUUUAAUCAAUCUUUCUCGUCAAGUCUCAGGUUUUGUUCUUUACUCAAUUGCGUUCCCCCCCCCCCCCCCUCUCUCCUUAGUGCUGAUUUUUGUGGGUAUGGAACACUUAAUAUUUUUGUGGUAGAGCAGAAAAGAGAAAAUACAUGCUACUUUUUCACCUCCACAGAGAUUGAUUCAGAUUCCAUAUAAAGUUUUCGUUUUGUUCAUGAGCUUGCUUAUCUAUGGCGGAAACACGCUGCUUAAUGUUAAAUUCGUGGUGAUUUUAUUGCUGCUUAUUAGCACUCUGUAUCUGAUCGGUUGAAGGGAGAAGAAGAAAAGGACUUUCUUCUGUAGAAUUCUUUCUCUUCUAAUUUGUAGCUCUGCUGGGACACUCUCCUGAUGGUAACUGAUAUUGGUGAAGGGGAAGAGUUACAAAAUCCCCGCUCCUUUAAGGUGCAUAGUAAAAUCUGCACAGAACUCACAGAAUUAGUGGAUAGAAUCUCAAGAAUAGUUCCAGACAUAGAGGCGGCACGGCCAGGAUACUCUUCAGGAAUAGAGUCUCUAUGUUUGCUGAACAAUGCAAUUGAUAAAGUCAAACUACUUCUGCAACAUUGCUCCGAAUGUAGCAAAUUCUACCUGGCUAUGACAGGAGAUACAGUACUCUCAAGAUGCCUAAAGGCAACAAGAUCAUUAGAGAAAAGCUUAAUCCAAAUUCAAGAUAUGGUUCCUGUUAUGUUGGCUGUAGAGGUUUCUAGAAUAAUUCAUGAUCUAGAAUGUACAAGACUUGUUCUGGACCCUAAUGAAGAAAAGGCUGGGAGGGUUGUGAGAGAGUUGCUUACUUUAACCUCAGAUUCAGCUGAUGAUUCUGAAGUUAAAGCUCUUCAGUUUGCAGCAUCUACACUGAAUAUAACAUCCCCAAAGGCCAUCUUAAUAGAGCAACGAUCUAUUAAGAAGUUGUUAGAUAAACUUGGACCCAAUGACCUCCCAAAGAAGAAGAUACUGAGAUAUCUUCUGUAUCUACUGAAAAAGCAUGGAAAGCUCAUGGUGGGGGAACAUGUGGAGGAGGUCUAUUCUCGUUCUGAGGAACAAGCUGCAACAGAGAACUCGAAUCACGAUUCCCUACGAAGCCAUCAUGUUGAUUCAGACACAAUCUUGAAGUAUGGUCAGUAUAAAACUCACACCAAUGAGUUAAGUGGAGUUGCACCACUUGAGGAAUAUAAGUGCCCAAUAUCCUCAAGGUUGAUGUAUGAUCCUGUUAUCAUUGAUUCAGGAGUAACAUAUGAAAGAAUGUGGAUAAAAAAGUGGUUUGAUGAGGGUAAUGACAUAUGUCCCAAAACCAGAAAGAAACUAGUCCAUAUGGGAUUAACUCCAAACAUGGCCAUGAAAGACUUAAUAUCAAAGUGGUGCAGAAAUAAUGGAGUCUCCAUUCCAGACCCUAGUAGGCAUGCAGAAGAUAUUUGUGCAUGGGAAGCUUCAAACACUUCCAUUAGCAGCUUAGGAAGUUAUUUCAAUGAUUUCACCGCACCAGUGGAUCUUAGUAGCAUGUCAAUUGGGCCAUUGGAUACUAGUUUCAGUUUAGAUGCCUCACAUGGUAAGACCACUCGUGGCUCAAAUUUGAUGCAGACCAAGAGCCGUGACAAUUCUCACAAACAUCAGGCUCAUACAGAGAUACAUGAUACUGAUUUGAUGCUCUUGCCUCAACUCUGUGAUCUUCAAUGGGAUUCUCAAUGCAAGGUCAUUCAAGAUUUGAAAGAUAAUUUGAAAAGCAAUAGCCAAGCUUUUGUUUCUGUAUCAGCAGAGAAUUUCAUCGAACCACUCGUCAGGUUUCUGAGCAAUGCAUAUGAUCUGCGUGAUAUUAAAGCACUGAGAGCUGGAACUCAGCUUCUGUUGGAGUUUGUGAACAACUGCAGAAAUGGUACGACUAAUUUGAAUGAAGAUACUUUCAUUAUGUUGGCAAGUUUUCUCAAUUCAGAUGUGAUUGGAGAAACUCUUGCCAUAAUGGAAGAACUGUCAGGAUAUGGGUUUAGUAAAGCUAAAAUUGCAGCAUCCAGUGCUCUCAGUUCUAUUCUAAACAUGCUUGAUUCUGAAAACAAAGGUUUCCAACAGCAAGCUAUUAGAAUAAUGUACAACUUGUCCUUCAGUGGUGAAGUUUGUCCCCGCAUGCUAUCUCUCAGGUGCAUCCCAAAAUUGCUGCCAUUUUUUAAAGACAGAACCCUUUUGAGAUACUGUAUAUAUAUAUUGAAAAAUCUUUGUGACACUGAAGAGGGUAGGAAAUCUGUUUCUGAAACAAAGGGAUGCUUAUCUUCUGUUGCUGAAAUACUUGAUACAGGCAAUAACGAGGAACAAGAACAUGCGCUGGCUGUUCUAGUCUCUCUAUGUUCUCAACAUGUGGAUUAUUGUAAGUUGGUAAUGCGUGAGGAUGAGCAUAUCAUAAGUCUUCUUAUCUAUAUCUCACAGAAUGGAAAUGACAGAGGAAAAGGAAGUGCAUUGGAAUUGCUUCAUCUUUUGAAAGAUAUUGACAUUGCUGAGAAUGAAGGUUGUCCUGAGCCAAAUAUCAACAACUCUUCUCGAGAUUCUAACAGUUACCACCCUGAAGAAAAUCAACCAUCAAAGAAAUCCACGUUUCUGAAGAAACUAUCACCGUUCUCAAAGUCCAGUUCACAUGCAUCAAAAACCAAAAGAUGACAAUGAAUUUCUCUGCAUUUUGUAGCACUUAUUUGUGGCAUUUUUAGCUUUGAAGAUUCAAUCGCAAAGCAUCUGCUACUUAAUUUUGCAGAGUAACAACAGGUAGUAUGAUGAUGUGUAUAUAGUUGUGCUUAUGAGUUUUGAGAUUCUGAUUUAGGGCCUGUUAAAGUCGACAGUUUUCUGACUUCUCUUUUCCUUCCUGUCAACAUACUAGCUAGGUAGACCAAUUACACAUUUCUUGUUUAUUCAUAUUGUGUAUAUAUAUUUAACACUUUGCAGUAUUUGGCUACUACUGUAAAAUAGAUAUUAGUGUAAUAAAGGUGCUUGCCAAUAUUUUUUUAACUUAA
This is a messenger RNA of Glycine soja, 3258 nucleotides long. RefSeq names its product U-box domain-containing protein 5-like. Gene Ontology annotation, cellular component: nucleus; cytoplasm. The record is from RefSeq and is a predicted model, not a curated record. The transcript is spliced from 6 exons. Gene Ontology annotation, molecular function: ubiquitin-protein transferase activity. Gene Ontology annotation, biological process: protein ubiquitination. Lineage: Eukaryota; Viridiplantae; Streptophyta; Magnoliopsida; Fabales; Fabaceae. Bases 626 to 2911 code for a protein of 761 amino acids.